CACAAAUUAUAAUGCAUAAAUUUCUUCUGCUCUUUUUCUUUUUGUUUGGUACGUGGGUGAGUUUGGAGUCUUCCGUGUUAAGGAAGACCACAUCCAUAGCCCCUCCGAAAGAGUAUAAUUCAAACUUCAAAAUUUUUCAGAUGCCCAUAAAAAGGGCACAAUUUUCUUUGCAGUCUUUUAGCAGAAAGGUUCUUCUUUUCUUUCUUUUUUUAUUUUACUGUGCUUCAAAUCUCCCACUUCUAGCUUCACUUCGGGAGUUCUGGUUCUGUAUCAUCUUCUUGUCUGCAAAAGAACAGAAAGAAAGAAAGAAGGAAUCAUAUGGUGCCAUAGACAAGGAAUGAACAUCUGGGUGUACAAAUAGGUGUUUUUGAUGUUCUAGGAGAAAUUGUUGAAUCAGGUGUAGCUCAGACCUAAAAUAUCUUCAAAAAAAAGGAUGAGACUGAGAAGUUCUAAUUCCUUUGAGAUGGAAAAGAGGAGUGGUAAUGUGCACUCGCCAGACACGGUUCUUGAGGACUACCUAAACGGGUUAGAAUCCGAAACAAAUUCAUCCAAGAACAGCAACCCGGAAUCCGAAGCUGGUAAAGAUGGAAUGGGAAGUUCAAAAUGGGCUGGUUUUGUUAAGCUGUUUAGUGGAAUGAAUAAGUCUAAGAGGCAUUUAGGUAGAUUGGACUCCCUCACUUCUUUCAAAUUCUCAAAGAAAUUCAGCAGCAGCAGCAGCAUGAGGGAGACAACCGGUAGCCCUUUUAACAUUCUGCAGAAUUCUGCAGUUGAUUGUGAUUUCAACUGUUUCAAGCCUCAUUGGAGGAACUUUAGCCUCUCUGAUCUUCAAAUUGCCACCAGCUACUUUCGCCAAGGAAACUUAAUAGGAAAAGGCGGUUAUGCUGAUGUGUAUAGAGGGCGUUUACGUGAUGGGCAGUUUGUUGCAGUUAAAGUUUUGACAAGAGGACAGCCAGAGGAGAGAAUAGGAGAUUUCUUGUCUGAGCUUGGGAUAAUGGCUCAUGUCAACCAUCCCAAUACUGCUAAAUUGAUUGGCUAUGGGGUUGAAGGUGGAUAUUUUCUUGUGCUUGAGCUAUCACCACAUGGAAGCCUAGCAUCUAUGAUUCACGUUGGAAAGAAAAAGCUCAAAUGGAGCAUCCGGUACAAGGUUGCCCUAGGCACAGCUAAAGGGAUACAGUAUCUUCACGAAGGUUGCCGGAAGAGAAUAAUCCAUAGAGAUAUUAAAGCUGCAAAUAUAUUGCUUACAAAGGACUUUGAGCCUCAGAUUUGUGAUUUUGGACUUGCAAAGUGGCUUCCGGAACAGUGGACUCACCUCAAUGUGAUGGAAUUCGAAGGGACAUUUGGAUAUCUUGCGCCCGAGUUUCUAAUGCACGGUAUAGUGGAUGAAAAAACAGACGUUUUUGCCUUCGGUGUGCUGCUUUUGGAGCUCAUCACAGGGCGCCGCGCCCUUGAUUACUCUCAACAAAGCCUUGUAAUCUGGGCAAAACCUCUGCUAAAGAAGAACAGGAUUAGAGAGCUUGCCGAUACCUCACUCGGCGAUAACUACAGCCCUUUGCAGAUGAAUCUCAUGGUGUUGGCUGCUUCUCUGUGUGUUCAACAGUCUCCAUUAAGGCGUCCUCGGAUCAGCCAGGAAAGCGCAGAUCAUGGGCACAAUCAUCAAUCUUUUUUUUCCUAUUUUUGUAUGAGAAAAAAAAAAAGAAUGUUUUUGGACAUCUACAAAAAAAGUAACACCAAGAAAGGGGUGUUUUGGCAUUGCAGGUUCUGCAGCUUCUGAGAGGGAACUGGGAGAGCCUGGAAUUGAUAAUGAGGUGUAGAAAGCCAUCACAGUGGAAGGGAUACUAUGAACAACUCUCCAUUGCUGAAGGGUAUCAAAAGAAGAGCAACUUAAGCUGUCUCAGUCUGCAGGAACAGAUUGCCAUGGAAGCCCCCAACAGAUGAAUCUUUAUGUGACCCAAGAAGAAGAAGAAGAAGAAGAAGAAGAAGAAGAAGAUUGGAUGGAACCAUAUGAUAUACACUGUAUAUAUGUAAAUGCCAACCAUGAUGAAGUUUGAAAUAUUUACUGGUUUGGUAAAUAUGUAAUUAUUAUGCAUGCAAAUUAUAUGUAAAAGCAUAUUUUGAAAAGGAAGGGGAUGGGAUUGGGUUUUUUUU
Messenger RNA from Cuscuta campestris, 2145 nucleotides. Lineage: Eukaryota; Viridiplantae; Streptophyta; Magnoliopsida; Solanales; Convolvulaceae. The record is from the annotation of a GenBank genome assembly.